Molecule: messenger RNA, 3928 nt
Organism: Colletotrichum destructivum
Lineage: Eukaryota; Fungi; Ascomycota; Sordariomycetes; Glomerellales; Glomerellaceae
Product: Putative zn(2)Cys(6) fungal-type DNA-binding domain, fungal transcription factor
Exons: 6
Coding region: 750-3713 (987 amino acids)
Biological process (GO): positive regulation of transcription by RNA polymerase II
Cellular component (GO): nucleus
Molecular function (GO): transcription cis-regulatory region binding; zinc ion binding; DNA-binding transcription factor activity, RNA polymerase II-specific
Source: RefSeq, a predicted model, not a curated record
CACAUUCAUUACCUAUUGCCUUGAACCACCUUUCCCAACUUACCUGAUCCUCGGCCGCGGGGCCUUCACUGUCUCUUUGGUCCCGCUGUGUGUCUUGGGAACAAGGGACGUGACGCACACUUCUCUCUGCUGCAGGCGUCCUUUACCUUUACCCAGCACAACCGACCCCGUCCUACCCCACGAGUCCAUCCAUCUUGUCUAACCCAUGACAGCCCAUUCGGCGAAGACAAAGUAGCACCGGGCCUGUUUCACUCCCUUCCACCAUCUGUUAUAACUGCUUGAAAAGCACAUACUCCGUGGGCACCCAACCUACGUCCCUCUGCUCUCCCGUUUCGACGCUUUUGCCGGCGCACGAGGGCGAAGAAUACCCACAUUGUCUCGUUGCGCUACCGCGAUACCAUACCUACUUUAUCCACCUACCAUCCAUAUCACUCUCCUCGGGCACUUGUGGCCCGGCGGCUACGCCGCUUCGCUUCCAGCGCCAACCGUCAGUCGAAAGGCUUGGCUCUCGUCUGCAUCGUUUCUUUCGCCUUCACGAUACCUUCCAACAACAGUACUUGACUGAGACUCGGAACCGAGUGGCCACUCUCCAACUGUGGGGACAAGGUACUCACUCGCUCGCUCAUCUUCCGCUGCGCCGCAGAAUCACAGACGCUGGACGAUGCAGCACGUUGGCGGCGAGAGACUGAUGGAUUAAAGAGCCGCCUCGCAUCCCCAAUCUCACUCGCAGCACACUAGCAUCUACUAGGAUGGACUCCGCCGACGUGGUACUUGAGGACGGCAAGUCCCCGACCAAGAGCUCUGACAACAAUGAGGACAACGGAAACGACGACCCGAACCGCAAGAAGGCGAAUGUGAGGAAGAGGACCAAGACGGGCUGUCUCACUUGCCGGAAGCGCCGCAUCAAAUGCGACGAGGGACGCCCCAUUUGCAGCAACUGCAUCAAGUCCAAGAGACACUGCGAGGGUUACAACCAGCGCGUCAUCUUCAAAGACCCCAUCGCAUCAUUCAACCUCAAUGGUGUCUACGGUCCCGUCGUUUAUCCUCCCGAGUCAUCAAGCUCGCCAUUUCAGAGUAUUCCUAACCCCCCACCAAAGUCGUCUAAUGGUCCUCCUUUGGCCCCAAUAGCCCCCAAGCCACCGCAGCAUCCGGACUUUCAAGGUCAGCCGAUGCUUCACUAUGGCCACGGUUUCCCGGGUCAGUUUCAAGGUCAAAUACCGCCGGCGGCCUUCGACUUCAACCAGUUUCCGCACGGAGAGCAUCACAUGCACUCGAGCUCGUCUGUCAUUUCGCCGGCCAGUCAAUUUCGGGGGCAGUUUGGUGACAAUCGGAGUAACCUUGCCAGUCCGAUUACGGAUAACGGCCCAUUUGUCCAUAAACCGGCAGGGCCAUGGAGAGGACAGCCGACCGCAGGCCUUACGCGAGCGGAGGUCUUCUCCGAUCACAACGCCGCCGCUCGGACGGAUCAAGCAACCGAGGACGCGGAGAUAGAAUAUCUGUACUCGGACGACGACGCAUCCAUGCCCGACUCGGACGACGCUUUCGACGAUGCGAUGGGCGAGGAGAGCGCCUAUGGUCAGUUAGUCCAGAGCCGCAACGACGGGCCCUGGGACGGGUUUGGAACCAAGAUGAGAUCCUUCUCCGCCUUCGCCGAGGAAACUAUCCUCACGUCGUACAUCCCCACGCCCAACAACUCGCCACUGAACGACGAGCGAACAGCAGCCUUGUUCUGGCACUUUAUUAACGUUACGGGGCCAAGCAUGUCUCUGUACGAGAGGCAUCCGUUCGAUCACUCGAAGCUGACAAACAACUUCUCGGUGCCCAAGGCCGGGCAUAACAUCUGGACCUACACUUUCCCCAUCAUCUCCUUUAACCACCCGGCGCUCCUUCAGGCGAUGCUCGCUCUGGGUGCGUUGCAAAUAGCCAAGCUUCAGAAGAUCCCCCCGACAGCGGCCAUGAAGUACUAUCACCUCGCCAUCCGCAGAAUCGCAAGGAAUUUGCGGAGUCCCAAGAGGAGAACGCAACCUGCUACUCUAGCAGCCUCCCUCUUGCUAGGAUACUUUGAAGUCUGGAACUCGGACCACACCAAGUGGUGCAACCAUCUGUUUGGGUCCAGGCUCCUGAUCAGGGAGAUCCCCUUCAGGCAGAUGACCAAGAACAUACUGCCGCUGAAGAGGGCCAGGCGGGCGCUGUUCCAAGAGAGCCAGAACCAACCGAUGGACCCCUUUUUCAUGGGUCACGACAACACGCACAUGAUGAGCCACGACCUAGACGACCUCGACCUCGGCCUUCUCAGCAAGCUCACGAAUCAGCAGGUUUCGUACGAGGACGAUGAGCCGGCGACUGGUAACUUGUAUACGGAUCGGGAUAUCGAACACUACGAACAUCUUCGGGACUUGUAUUGGUGGUACUGUAAGAUGGACGUCUACCAGAGCAUACUGGGUGGAGGAAAGCCAUUUAUGGACUACCAGCACUGGACCCAGUGUCCACCACGAGCGCCGAUGGGCCGGCUCGAGGCCAUAUAUGGGACGUACGACCACCUGAUGCUGCUGCUCGGGCGUUUGUGCAGCUUCGCGGCCAAGGAUCUACCCAGAAAACGGAAAUCGUUCAAGGGUUUCGGACCUCCUCCAGGCGGUGGGCGACCCGGAGGGCCACCGGGAGGGGGGCCGCCAAAUGUUGGUGGGCCACCGGGCAGAGGCCAGGGGUGGCCCCCACCGGGGAUGGCAGGUGGAAUGCCCGGCGGCGGGCCUCCCGGAGGACCCCCGAUGGGCAUGCCACCCCCGGGUAUGAUGAGAGGGCCGCCGCCGGGUGCGAUGCCCGGAGGCAACGGCGGGUCGCCUCCCAUGUUCCCCGGCAUGCUUCCGAACCUUGGAAAGGUGACACUACCAAUGGGCUUCUCCCCGCCGCGGGACGACUCCCCACCACCGCCGGGCGAGGAAGUGCGGGAAGACCUCGACUCCGACAUGGCAGCAGACGCCGCAAUGCGCGAGUGGGAGUCCCUGCGCGAGGCGUUUGAGAUACUCCGAUCACGGUUCGGUCCGGAGUUCCAGCCCCUGGGCGCCGAAUACGCCGAUCGCAGAGACUCGCCGUUCGGCUCGACGCUGCAGUACCGCACCUUUUCCGUAGCGGGCAUCUGGAUGAACUACUACAUGGGCCUGAUUCACCUGUACCGCGCGCACCCCAAGAUGCCGCCCGCCGCUAUGAUCGCCGCGGGCAUCCAGGCGCAACACACGGUCAAGUUUGCCAUCGAGAUUGGGCGGAUCGCGGCUGGGUUGACGGACGACUGUGCCAACGUCGUCGAGAUCAGUACUCUCGUCGGCGCCGCGCUGAUUGAGAGUUCCUUCUGUCUCUUUGUUGGCGGGAUCCAGUACCAAGACAACGCCCAACGGCAAUGGAUCGUCAGGUGGAUGCACGACAUUGCCCGGCUCACCGGGUGGCAGUCGGCAAGGCAGAUCGCCGAGGGCUGUGAGUCCGGGUGGAAGAAGGCGGCCGCCAUGGGCCGGGGCCCGCCGUACACGCGCGACCCAAGCCUGCAGACCGUGGUGCCGCAGUCCGUGUGGACGAACCCGCGCAGGAUCGGGGCCAGGCUCGAGCAGCUCGACAGCGACGAUACGAUGCUUGUCGUGGCCAAGUCCGAGAGGGCAUUUUACGCUCUCGGGCUGCUCAGCGUCGAGCAGGAGCUGGAGAGGCUGGUCAUCAAGGACGAGGGGUGAACGCCUUCCUUCCCCCCUUUCGUGGCGAGUUCGUACUUGCGUGUGGAGAUCGGGGAUUUGUACGUCAUCGCAAGAGGCGUUUUCGGAAUUACACAAACAAACAAAAGUCGGAUCAAAAGACGGCGUUGUCGUUGAGACAGGCCACGCCAGCGACAAGAGCGAGAGAAAACAUGCUCUACAGAAGCCAUCACGUUGAGUACAUUAAUGAUACACCU